CGACCAAACGAUCCGGGUUCCAGCGGCGGCGGCGGCGGCGAAGAUGAUCAUACCGGUGCGCUGCUUCACCUGCGGCAAGGUGAUUGGGAACAAGUGGGACCUCUACCUCGACCUCCUCCAGGCCGACUACUCGGAAGGGGAUGCUCUGGAUGCUUUGGAAUUGUUCCGCUACUGCUGCAGGCGAAUGCUCAUGACCCAUGUUGACCUCAUUGAGAAGUUGCUCAACUACAACACACUGGAGAAGACCGAGACAAGUUAAGUGAGCAAGCAUAUCAUGCUCUGAAAGCACUACUGUUUCGCAGUAUCAUAUAUAUUGUAGGCGGUAUGUUGUCUCUUCUCUAUCAGGAGAGGAUUGUUGUCAGUGUGAACUUGCUUUUGCUCACGAGCAUUCAAGGACUGACAGUGCAUGUUGCAUCUAUGCCACGAUGUUGGAGAUUUUAAUCGAUAUAAUAACUGCUAACUAAUACUCUCUUUGUCUCUGUCCCAAUUUAUAAUUCGUUUGACCUUUUUACAUCAAGUUUGAUUGGCUCGUAUUAUUGCAUCGGCCGUAUGCAUACUCAUGUGCUUCGAGGUAUACAACGGCCGAAAAUGGCCACUCGGUCCGUCGUCGUCGCGAGGUAUAUACAAUGGCCACUCGGUCAUGUGCUUCGAGCUAGGCUGUACCUGUACGUGCUGCUAUGAUUUGAUGCGUCCGCAUGUGCUUCGCGGUGCAACUUGCGUUGUUCCUAAAUCAUGCAGCAUUUCGCUUCGUUGACUUCCACAGCAUUUCGCUUCGUUGACUUCCACAAUAGGCUGUACCUGUACGUGCUG
Zea mays is the source of this 810-nucleotide messenger RNA. RefSeq lists its product as uncharacterized. Gene Ontology annotation, biological process: tRNA transcription by RNA polymerase III; transcription by RNA polymerase II; transcription by RNA polymerase I. Bases 44 to 259 code for a protein of 71 amino acids. The record is from RefSeq and is marked validated. Gene Ontology annotation, cellular component: RNA polymerase II, core complex; RNA polymerase III complex; RNA polymerase I complex. Gene Ontology annotation, molecular function: zinc ion binding; DNA binding. The transcript is spliced from 4 exons. Lineage: Eukaryota; Viridiplantae; Streptophyta; Magnoliopsida; Poales; Poaceae.